Ylistrum balloti is the source of this 1482-nucleotide messenger RNA. RefSeq names its product potassium voltage-gated channel protein egl-36-like. The transcript has 2 exons. Bases 1 to 1482 code for a protein of 493 amino acids. Gene Ontology annotation, molecular function: protein binding; voltage-gated potassium channel activity. Gene Ontology annotation, biological process: potassium ion transmembrane transport; protein homooligomerization. The record is from RefSeq and is a predicted model, not a curated record. NCBI's taxonomy places the organism in Eukaryota, Metazoa, Mollusca, Bivalvia, Pectinida, Pectinidae. Gene Ontology annotation, cellular component: voltage-gated potassium channel complex; membrane.
AUGUUUCGUCACCAUCAUCACCACUACAUAGGCCUAACGUUAGCCCGCUCAAACGUGCACAAUGACAGUGUAAUCCAUGCCAUACAUACAAAAAUGGCGGAUACUGACAAGGAGGAGGACGACAGUGAACCAGUUGUCCUAAAUGUAGGCGGAACUAUUUUUGAAACAACUUAUGAAACUUUACGACAUGAACCGGAUACUUUACUAGCUACGCUCAGACCUUCCUCACCGGAAUAUAGACCUACAAGGGGACAUUUUUUCUUUGACAGGAACCCCGACAUAUUUAACUGUGUUCUGGAUUUGUACCGGACCGGGGAAUUACAUCUACCGCAUGGUUUUUGUGGCGCCACCCUGAGGACGGAACUAAAGUUCUGGAGAAUACCUGAGGACAGGAUAGGAAUAUGUUGCCUUCAGACCUACUUUAAAUAUGACACGGACCGUGAGGUUCUAGAUACCCUUCAUGAGGCCUUUGAAGCCAAAGUACUGGACUACAAUCCCAAGGAGGCUGAUAGCAGCAAGUGGGUCAAAAUCAAAAGGACUUGCUGGCUUUUUCUUGACCAACCAAACUCGUCGCCGGCCGCCAAGGUGUUCAGCUAUUUUUACCUUGGGAUUGUGGUGUUGUCUGGGAUACUGUUUUGUUGUGGGACGCACCCGGACUUCUUGCAAACGACUUGCGUUCCAACCAACGAGACUGAUUUUGGCUUCCUAAACCCAGAAAACCCUAAAGAAGUGCUGCUUCUUACAACACGCCCUACGUUUGCUCUGGAAGUCGGGGGAUGGUUUGUUCUUAUUUUCUUUUCAAUAGAAUUUUUGAUCCAUUUUUUUCUUUGUCCUGUUAAAAGCGAAUUUUUCAAGAGCGGCUUGAAUGUUUUGGAUGGUAUUCUUUUCGUUUGUAUGUGGAUGGUGUUUUCUUUCGAGUUCCACAGUGAUAUUGUUUACUCAAAUCGCCAUCUUGGAAUGUUUUACCUCGUUCUGAAGUCGAUGAUGAUUCUGCGGUUGUUCAGGCUGCUGCGUCUGGUGAAGCAAUACAGCGCUCUGCGCAUCCUCACAGUGUCCCUCGUGGCUAGCCUCAAGGAACUUGGACUCCUACUCAUUACCUUCCUCAUGGCUUCCGUGUUUUUCGCAAGUUUCAUAUAUUUCGCUGAAUUUGAAGAACCCUCCACCUUUCCUCACAUUUUCAUUGGAAUUUGGUGGUCUGUGGUUACUAUGACAACUGUUGGAUAUGGAGACACUUUUCCAAAAUCAACACCUGGCCACCUUGUUGGUUCCGCAUGUGCGAUAUGUGGUGUACUAAUUCUAUCUAUGCCUAUUGCAAUCGUUGCAACGAAGUUUAGCAAUUUCAACGACAGAAAUGCAGAGCGUGAGCGGAGUAAAAACUUGAAAUCUGCCGACCCAUACACGCCUCGGGAAUCUCCGAACACCAGCAAACUAUUCCUGACUAAAGUGUCUUCUGUCCUCGAAGUGAAACAGUCUCCGACGUAG